Serendipita indica DSM 11827 is the source of this 798-nucleotide messenger RNA. The record is from the annotation of a GenBank genome assembly. Lineage: Eukaryota; Fungi; Basidiomycota; Agaricomycetes; Sebacinales; Serendipitaceae.
AUGGCAAUCGCAAACGUGUGGCGCUUUCGCAACGUGAAGCAGUGGAUCUCGCCCGCUUCUUCCGUUUCUUCCAUCGAUCGAUUCAAAUCCGGUUCGCUUGAACCAAUGUCUCGCCUGCGACUCCUAAGACGGAUCCUCGCCAUUGCCAUGGGCGGACUUCUCCUUGCGAGGGAACCCUUUAUGCAUAUACAAUAUAUGAGCCAGGACCCGAUACACAAGCCACCGACAUCGCUUUCAGAGGUCCUCAAAGUUCAAAAGACCGUAUACUCGCUGUCCAGCAAGGGCCUCUCCAUUCUCGGCGAGAUCCCCUCCGAGAUCAAUCCAUUGUCCUUAGGUUCCAUUUACUCGGCCUUAUUGGGCCGCUCAGUUGCUGGCGUCUAUCUACUUGUCUUUUGGGGCUUUGGACGAAAAGCGAGAGAGCCGUAUGUCCGAGCUUUGCGCUCCCUUUCUGCGUCCCUAAGCCGCUUAUGGGGCCGAGUACGAUCAAGAAAGAGGCACACUCUCGAUACAGACCUGGAGAACAUGAUUCGUCCGUACCAGAGACACGAGCUAUCCCCAACAAGUGCGACGACCACGGACUCACCCUCUCGUUCGCCAAACGACGCUGGGUCUCUGCCAGUCACACCAUCGAGCGCACUAUCUACAGAGUCAAGGAAAGCCCGGCUGAGUGCACCUCCUCGUUUCUCGUCCCUCCAAACCACUCUCCCCCCGCCCUACUCAAAACUCGACUUGUCGCGACCGAUAAGUGGGUUACACGCAUACGCAUACGCAAACCUCUCUCCUCGGACCCCCUCAUAG